UACGGAUCCAGUUUUGGCUAAAAUUAAACAGUUUACUGCGCACUAUGAAACAAACUACAACUAUCAAGUCGUGUUUCGCAAUUUUCGCUUUGCAAUUGUGCUUACUUCAAGCAGCAAGUCAUGCAGAGAGUUUAAAUAAUAGUGAAAAUAAAAUAGAAAUUGCAUAUUAUGAGGAAAUUAAAGAUCUACCCAAUCAUCCGGAAAAACUAUUAAUUGAUGUACGCACACCCGAAGAACUUGUACAGACUGGCAAAAUACCAACUAGCAUUAAUAUACCGUUGUCUGUGUUGGAACAGGAAUUGUCGCUUAAUGUUAAAGCUGAAGAUUUUAAACAAAAAUAUGGUCGUGAUAAACCAGCCGCUGAUAUGCAAUUAAUUUUCACCUGUAGAUCCGGUCGAAGAGCUCAGCAAGCUGCAGAAAUUGCUGUACAAUUGGGUUAUACAAAUGUUAAGAACUACAAGGGUUCCUGGUUAGAUUGGGCCGAACACGAAGGUUUGCCUAAGGAAUAAAUAAAGAGGACAAGAUCGAAACAGAUUUAUUGCUAUAAAUUAUGGUUUAUUAUUGAAAGCACUUUAUGGUUUAUUAUUAAAAGCACUUUGAGGUUUUUUAUGUACUUUUGAUUAAUUGAUUUUUUAAAAUAAAUUAUUGUAUUCUGUUAAA
Molecule: messenger RNA, 660 nt
Organism: Lucilia cuprina (Australian sheep blowfly)
Lineage: Eukaryota; Metazoa; Arthropoda; Insecta; Diptera; Calliphoridae
Product: rhodanese domain-containing protein CG4456-like
Exons: 1
Coding region: 45-509 (154 amino acids)
Cellular component (GO): mitochondrion
Molecular function (GO): thiosulfate-cyanide sulfurtransferase activity
Source: RefSeq, a predicted model, not a curated record